Diuraphis noxia (Russian wheat aphid) is the source of this 1520-nucleotide messenger RNA. RefSeq names its product xanthine dehydrogenase rosy (gene ry). NCBI's taxonomy places the organism in Eukaryota, Metazoa, Arthropoda, Insecta, Hemiptera, Aphididae. The record is from RefSeq and is a predicted model, not a curated record. Gene Ontology annotation, molecular function: iron ion binding; xanthine dehydrogenase activity; molybdopterin cofactor binding.
GAAGCUAUUAAAAGUGAAUCAUUUUACGAUGGUCGUUGUGCCUAUUUGGAAAAAGGAUSCAUAGAUCUGGGUUUCAAAGAAUCAAAUCAUAGUAUAAAUGGCACCAUACGUAUUGGUGGACAAGAUCAUUUUUAUUUAGAAACUCAAUGUUGUAUAGCAAUACCGAUGAAUGAACAUAAUGAGAUCGAAAUUAUAAGUUCAACACAAUCACCAAACGAAUUGCAGGAAUGUAUAUCACAUUGCUUAGACAUACCAACAAACCGUGUAGUUUGCAAAACAAAACGUCUUGGUGGUGGUUUUGGUGGUAAAGAAACUAAAGGAUUUACUAUAGGCGUGCCAUGUGCAGUAGCUGCUGUGAAAACCGGUAAAUCAGUUAGAUGCAUGUUGGAUCGACAUGAAGACAUGUUAAUUACUGGUGGUAGGAAUCCAUUUUUAUGUCAUUACCGUGUAGGAUUUAACGAACAUGGACAAAUCCAGGCUUUGGACCUUUCUGUAUACAAUAACGGCGGUAGUUCCAGAGAUUUGUCCGCGGGAACAGUUCAAAGAUGCAUAUCUCAUAUAACGAAUACGUAUCAUAUCCCUCAUGUGAGAGUAUCAGGAUAUACUUGUGCUACAAAUUUAUCAUCAAAUACGGCUUUUAGAGGAUUUGGUGCACCUCAAGGAAUGUUUUUUGCGGAAUCAAUUAUCGAUCACAUAUCUAGAGAGUUGAACAUCGAUUCAAACGAAGUCAGAGUAAAGAAUUUCUUCGUUAACGGACAGAUAACACUUUAUAAUCAAUUGAUAUCUAAUUUUACCGUUAAAAGUUGUUGGGAYGAAGUCAUGGAAAGAUCAAAUUACACUUUAAAGUCUAAAAAAAUCGUAGAGUUCAACAGUUAUGUUGUACGCAGAAAUCACACUAUAGGAACAACAACAGAUCAAGGUACGGUCAACUAUUAUUUGUAUUUCACUAGUGGGGCAGCUGUUUCGGUGGUAGAAGUGGACUGUUUAACUGGUGACCAUGAAGUUUUAAGCACAGACAUAGUAAUGGAUGUCGGACAGAGCUUAAAUCCAGCAAUUGACGUGGGGCAAAUUGAAGGAGCUUUUAUGCAAGGUUAUGGUUUAUUUACAUUAGAGGAACUUGUAUACAGCCCAAAAGGAAUGUUAUACACAAGGGGGCCUGGUACUUAUAAAAUACCCGGAUUUUCCGAUAUACCGAAACACUUUACAGUCUCAUUGCUGAAAGGUUCAGAAAAUCCAAGAGCUGUUUACUCAUCAAAAGCUAUUGGUGAACCACCGUUGUUUUUAUCCGCUUCGAUAUUUUUCGCCAUUAAAAAUGCCAUUUAUUCGGCAAGAGAAGAUGCUGGUGUCACAGGGUAUUUUAGGUUGGACGCUCCAGCAACUGUGGAAAAAAUUCGAAUGUCUUGCAAAGACAAUAUUACUGAAAAGCUUGAGAAACAUGAAACCGACGAAGCCGAAUCGUGGAAUAUUAUUGUUUAAGAAUUAGAUAAAAAUAUUAAAUAAUUCAUAUAUAAAUAUAGCUA